AUGGAGAAAAUCGAAAUUCAAUUAGUUCAUGUGAUCCGCACUCAGUUCCUUCUCUGGAAAUUUCGUCACACUCAAAAUGUUCCUUCUUUCCCAUUCAUUGGAGAAACAAACGACCCUUUAAAAGCUUGUCAAACAGACGUUGCUUUUGUGUCAUGUCAUUUUAAUAAAAAAAAGAUAAAUAAUGACUUCGCAAAGGCGAAAACUAAGUAUUGUGAUCAUAAAAGUGCAAGAGAAGAAGAAAAAGUUGUUGACUUCUUCGUCCCAUUUAAAGCAUACAACACGACGAAGUUGCAUAGUGACGAAAGCGUGAAAUAUCAAAUUACAGCUCAAAGUUGCUUUUGA
Clunio marinus is the source of this 342-nucleotide messenger RNA. The record is from the annotation of a GenBank genome assembly. Lineage: Eukaryota; Metazoa; Arthropoda; Insecta; Diptera; Chironomidae.